CUGAGUUUCAGUCCAACCUACGGCUGGUACCGGUGGACACCGACUAGUCUACAGCAGGGAGAGAAACCAAAGUCGGGACACUUUGAUUUGUGUAGUCGCUCAGAAGAGCCGCCACCUGGUUGAUAACCAGCCGAGCCCCCCCCCCCCCCUCUGCUAGCGUAGUACGCGGCGAAUACUUUGAAGUACAAGUCGUCUUUGUAGUUGUAGCGUUAAUGUAGUUCCAAACCAGAGAAUUAUAUAAAAAGCGUUUUUAUUUAAAUCAAAAUGCAGUCCUGACAUUGACUGCAUGCUUCGCGAGGUGGAAGUUUAUUUUCAGUUCAACGAUUCGUGCCAAGAUGGACAGCAACAGUCCUUAGGACACGGGCCGGGAUGGGGAAAUGGGAGCUAACUAUGAAUCCGGUGCAGGAGUGGGGUGAGGAGUUUGAGGACGGCGCGGUUUAUGGCGUCACUCUGCGACGGGAGCCCGUCCCCUCCCCCCCCGACGCCAGCGAGGACAGCCCGUGCUGCGCCUUCAUGCAGUACCGAACCUGCAAGGUGCGGCGUCUGAAGGCAGCGUCCCUGGACCUCCUGGUGAAGCAGCUGCUGGACCCGGGCUGCCAGGAGCAGGACUACGGCAGGAUCUUCCUCUCCACAUACAGAACCUUCACGGGCAGCUCAGAGCUCAUAGAGCUGCUCUUCCACAGAGAAAAUGCUGCCUCAUAUCUGGACCACAGUGAAUGCUGCAGUAGCCCUCUGUUGGCCUUCGUCCAGACAUGGAUGGACGAGUACAGCGAGGACUUCAGGGAUCCUCCGCUGCACCCGGCACUCAGGCUGCUGUUGGAUCACCUGCGGAUCAGCGCUGCAGUUUACGGAAACAUGCGCAGCCAGCCCAACUUUAGCUCUCUGGCUGGGCAAGCUGAGGCACUGCUCAAGACGUUACAGAAAGAAGAAACGGAGACAAAUGUCAGUCCUUCCCAGGAAGAUCUGGAGCAAGAUGAGGAGGCUUCUGGUGAUGAGGAUUCAGGAUGUGAAAACUUUCUGGAUCAAGGUGGCAUCAUGGAUUUUUCAGCUGCUGCCGUUGCCGAACAGCUCACCCGAAUGGACUCUGCUCUGUUUGUCAAAGUGGUGCCAUACCAGUGUCUGGGCUGUGUGUGGUCGCAAAGAGACAAGAAAGAAAACAUGUCUCCCACCAUCCGAGCCACCGUUGCGCAGUUCAAUGCCAUUACCAACCAGGUCAUCAUGUCGCUGCUCUGCUCGCCGACAGACGCCAACUCCAGUCCCACUUCCUCCGGCCGGCCUCCCAGCACGCCGGCUCAAAGGGCCUGCAUCAUAGAGAAGUGGGUCAGAGUGGCAGAGGGUUGUCGGCGGUUGAAGAACUUCACCUCUCUCCGGGCGAUCCUGUCGGCCCUUCAGUCUAACGCUGUUUACAGACUGAGGAAGACCUGGGCUGCUGUUAGCAGGCAGAGCAUGGCCACGUUUGAUAACCUCUGGGAAACCUUCCCCGAUGAGAACUGUGUCCUGACCAACAGAGAGCUCCUGCUGGAGGACGGAGGCCCAGCGACCGUGGAUAACGUUUCUCCAAAGAUAUCCAAGCGGUGUCCGUUCCCCAGACAGAUGAGUACCUCCAGUGGCGUGGUUCCUUACCUGGGCACCUAUCUGACCGUCCUCACCAUGCUGGACACCGCUCUGCCAGACACUGUGGAGGGUGUGCUCAUAAACUUUGAGAAGAGGAGGAGGGAGUUUGAGGUUCUGUCCCAGAUCCGUACGCUGCAGGCGUCCUGUUCCCAGUACAACCUGCCCAAUCACCCCCGAAUCGCUGCCUGGCUGCACGGCCACAAGCUGCUCACUGACCAGGAGAGCUAUGAACUGUCGAGACAGCUGGAGCCUCCGGUGGACUCGUGUUCGCCGACUGCCUGGAGCCACCGCAAACUCACAAAGAAACUCUCCUCUCUCCUGACAGUGAGCGACGGAUCUAAAAAAGUCCCUGCUGACCAAAUCAGCGUUUCGUCUUCUGGGUCCAGUGGAUCUGAGAUAGAGGAUCCCUCCUCCCUGAACUCGGCCUGUUCCAUCCGACUGCAGUCCUUCCACAGCUCCUGCAACAACGUGUCCGAGGCCUUCUCUUCUUCCUCCUUGUCCUCCUCUUCCUGCUCCUCGGCGACUUUCUCUCCAGACUCUCCCCCUUCGUCCAGUUCCUCCUCUGACCGCCGGACGGAUCUCUGCUCUCCGACCGCGUCGGGGGCCGUGUCAGGCGCUGGCGCUCGGCCGAAGCCCUCUCUGGCUUCCCACCACAAGCGCUCGGUGUCCAUGACGUCACUGCCCGUUUAUAACCGGCAGGUGGGUGACUCGUGCGUGGUCAGGGUGAGCGUGGACCUGGGCCACCACAACGGCAACAUGUACAAAAGCAUCCUGUUGACCAGCCAGGACAAAACUGCACAGGUGAUUCAAAGGGCGUUGGAGAAGCAUCACCUCGAGCACAUGAACUGGCGAGACUUCAGCCUGACGCAGGUCAUCUCCCCAGAGAGAGAGCUGCUCAUACCAGACAAAGCCAACGUCUUCUACGCCAUGUCCACGACGGCAAACUUUGACUUUGUUUUACGGCAGUUCCCCGCAGGCCAGAAGAAACCGCUGAGGGCCACGUCUAGCCUCGGACGGUACACCAAGUAGCACCUCGAGUCUGCAGCUUCUGAACCAAACUUUUAUGUAGUAUUUUUACAUCGUUGCCUUCAUGAGGAAAGUAUGUUCUCCAAGAUGUUGUUUCGGAAACAAAAGGGGUAAAAUAUGUGACGUUUUUAUGGCAACUGACAAGAUGAUGCAAAAGCACUUUAUGACGGAGAAACUGAUGGAGCUUAAAGCUACAGCACGUAGUCCACAUGAUACAAGCCUU
Molecule: messenger RNA, 2863 nt
Organism: Sander lucioperca (pikeperch)
Lineage: Eukaryota; Metazoa; Chordata; Actinopteri; Perciformes; Percidae
Product: ral guanine nucleotide dissociation stimulator-like 1
Exons: 17
Coding region: 370-2643 (757 amino acids)
Biological process (GO): positive regulation of GTPase activity; Ras protein signal transduction
Cellular component (GO): plasma membrane
Molecular function (GO): guanyl-nucleotide exchange factor activity
Source: RefSeq, a predicted model, not a curated record